This is a messenger RNA of Meleagris gallopavo (turkey), 13631 nucleotides long. NCBI's taxonomy places the organism in Eukaryota, Metazoa, Chordata, Aves, Galliformes, Phasianidae. The record is from RefSeq and is a predicted model, not a curated record.
AGUCCCGGUUCCUCCUUUGCACGUCAGUGCUGCCCGCGGCCCGUUCCCUGGGGCCUCCGGUACGGCGGAACGCUCCCGGCGCUUCCAUCGCGGUAAUGGUGGAGAGGAGUCAUGGUGGAAAGCAGGGCCCAGCGCUGCGCCCAGCGCGUCACGGCCCCAGAGGCUGAGAAAAGCCGAGCAGGAAAAGCGUGCCUUCGUUCUGCUGAUGCUUGGGCUGCGCCGAGGGCUUUAAGUUAAGGGAGGAAGUCAGCAGAAAGCAUAGCAAACACGAGUGUGGUUGGGGAGCUGUAAGCAUCGCUGUGCAGGCAGGGUGUGGAGUAGGGCGGCCUGUACCUGUGAGGAGGUAAAACAGUGCCUGAGUUGAGGCUGGCACCUGCUGCUCAGGUGUAGGGCUGUUUCCUUCCAUCUUUACAUGUAAAGUUGGAAUUUUUUUUGAAGGAGUUGGCGCUAACAGCAGUUCUGUAGCUGCUCGUGUGGAGGUUCUCUCGUGUGGAGAUUCUCUCGUGCCCAUUGCAGCUAUUCUGCAGUGUUGAAAAGAAAACAAAAAACAGCCCUUCAGAGUACAAGGCUGAACAUUUGUAACUGUGGCAAAGAAGACUUAUCAUUUCCAAUGAGGACGUACAGUUUACAUCUGCUAAACCCAAAUACUCUUUUUGACCUUCGGUCUAUGUUAAACAUUUCAGAAUUCUAGAAAUUGAAGCUUGCUUCAUUAACAGAGAUGUUGUUCUGUGAGGCACUGAAUUCUUAAUUUUUAUAAUUAAACGCUUUCCCAAGAACUAACUGUCUUUUUAAUGAAUAACUUCUUUCUGCAUAUGGGCAAAACUUUCCUCAAGAGAAAAUUUCUUACUGACUUGUCCUUCUGCCUUGUUCGAGGUCAUGGUUGUUUCUCUGAAAAAUAUCAAAUUCCAGCAGUUUGACUCUUAGUUCUCCAAAUAUCUCAAGGUCUUUAUUUUGAAUGCUGAUCUUUUUUAGUUGAGGUUGUGUUGGUUGGAGUCCGGAGGGCAGUGGUUAGCAGUGUGUGCUCUGUGAGAUGUGCAUUGCCUUUCCUCUGGUUAGCUUCUGUGCUUUUCUUAAUGGAAAGUGGUCUCUCUGAACUGGCUGAACAAUUCCAAUAAAAAGUGAAAAAUCCAUAUUUGUGGGAGUGUUAAGCUGUUCUUUUCAAGAACUUGAAAGGUUUUCCGCCCCUUAUGGUAGCUGCCUGUUUUUUUGCUAGGGGUUUCAGAAAGGAAUUAGUAUUGCUCUAAAAUUCUUUGAAAAAUGUUAGUAUGUGGAGCUUUGUAAUAUCCGUAGUUGAACCAUUAUAGUGAAGAUGGUGUUUGCAAAAAGAAAACAUCUCCUGGAUUUGUAAGACAUGGGGACCUAAUCCAUAAUCCACGCACGUGAGAGUCCAAAUUCUCUGAAAAUAUUCCUGAAGAGUAAGGAGUUCUUCAACAUAUCUCUUGUUGGAUUAAUUGUGUCAGUGUGGUUCUAUUUAGAAAUAAGUUCCCUUUCUCUUAAGGCAGUUUUAAGUUCAACUGAUUUUGGUAGAGAAAAAAAAUUCAUGUAUUUGCCCUUCAAUUAGUUCUGAAAAGUCAAUACUGAACUCCUAUCAGUUUGUGGCAAGGACAAACUCUCUUCUCAUUGACACCUAUAAAUCACCAAAAGCCCCACAGUGGCAAUUACAUGAGAAUAAGGGAAACAUUAAAAAUCUGGUAACAGGAUUUGAGCUGGCUGCUCACAAAGAGGAAAGGGUCAGUGUUAAACACUGAGGAUACACUGCCUGGUGUUGACUUGGGGGGGGGUUGUACCUUGAAGUGAGUGAACUUUGGCCGUCACCGAGUGAACAGUGAACCACAGUUUCUGUCAGCGAGUUGCACUGCUGCUCACAGGCGGUUUGUCUAAGGAGGGAGAGGAGAUCUGAGGUUUUAGUUCCUGAAGAAGAUUGCUGUCUUCUCCUGUAAAGCACGAAUGGGUGUGUUGGCAAAACAUAGUCUGGAUGGAAUUAUAUGUUCUAAUGCAUCACUGAGUUUUUCUCUUGUUGAUAACUUUUCUGGAAUUAAAGUAGGCUGCAGAUAUUCCCAGAGGCAUGAAUGUUCAGUGAAAAAAAAAUGGAUUGGAAUAUCAUCUCUAGUGGUCGCUAAAAGCUUUCCUUCAUAUAGAAUUUGAUGUGUGAUAUAAGAAGAUUCACAUGUGACAGAUAUUAUGGAAUGUAGAAAUAAGCAAGUCUGCUCUGUAAAGAGGAUUUAUUUUAAUUUCAAGUCAUCAUUGCUGAAUGAUGCAAAGCUAUUACGAUUUCUAAGCCUUUAAUGAAGCUGGUUUGUAAAUGGUGGCUACUGAAGAGAAAUGAAUAAAAGAUUCUAGCCUUUGCAGAGAAUACUUUAAUACUUGGAAUUUGAUGACGUGAGCCAGUCAGGAUGCUUUCAGAACUGCAUAACUUGAGAAGGAGGGCUUGAAAAAGUUACCUCUUUGUAAAGCAAGCAAACAGCUAAUCUGCAUAAAUGACACAUUAUGAUGGAGAUCAUUUCAAAAAAGAAAAGACACGAUCUCUGCAGUCAGCAGUAGGAGCAUGUCAAUAUUAAGGACUCUUUAAUUUAAUCAUUAAAUUUAUUUUUUUUAAGGUUUGUGGAUUCAAUCCACAGUGGGCUGUACUGCCCACUCUACGUAACAGGUUGCCAUUUUUUUAUUUUUAAGAUCUCUUCUGUAGAGAAGCCUUUGAGCCCUAUAGAGUUACUCCAUUUCUCAUUCUCACACAAGAUCUGUUUGCAAGCCUGUCCUUUGCAUGAGCCUCACAAGGGAGCUGGUGAGGAGGCCUGAGCAGAGCAGGCUUGGCAGGAACCACCAGGCUGCUGCUUCUGAUCAGAGCUGUGCCUGCUGCUGCUCUUCUCUUCCUGGGCAGCUGCCUGGAGGAGCAGAGUUCAAGCCCUCAGUCCUUGCUUUCUUUGGCAAGGGCUGGUACUUGCAUAUCCCAUGUCUUGUUAAUGCCCUGUGCCCGGUGGUGUGCAGCUCUGAUGGGAAACGCUCUCAACCUCAUGUUGGACUUCUUUCUAUUCAAAGAAAACAGUUAUCACAGAAUGAGACGCAUUCUCACCGUGCUGCUUGGUAAUUAGGGCAUCUAGCUGGGGAGGAGGUGAUGAAUUUUUUUCUCCCUUGCUCAAAGAAUUGUGCUUUGAUUCGAUCCAGUAGCUGGUUAGUAAAACUGCACAAAUGAUCAUUGCAAAUGAGGGGAAAUCCAAGUCAUCUACUUGGACGGCUGAAGACGAGGCUGAAGUCUUCUUUGAGAGCUAUUUAGCACUUUUGUGUGAGGAACAGCUUCAGCUGGAGAUUGAAAUUGCCCCCAUCUGUACCUGUGUGGCUGCUUUUUUGGAAGGUGAAAAUGUAGGUUUAAAGUAUUGAAAAGGAAUUAAGUUUGUAUCUCUGCAUGGGUGAAAAGUCUAGUUGGUGAAUUAAGAUGUAAGGCAACACCAGCCACUAACUGAAGUGUGUCCCUUUCUCUACUUUUGUGUCAUGUUCUUCUGAUGUGGAGCAGUAAAUGUCUCCUCCUGCUGCUAGGACUCCGAGCUCUGGAUAUGAACGGAUUUGAGAAUGAAGCAUUGUCAGCAGUGUUUCCAGUCUGCUCUUCCAGACAGUGCAGGGCUCAGCAUCCUUUGCAGUGCUCCGGAGCCUUUCCUUGCAGCUCAGUUCUGGCUGCCUUCAGGUUGGCAGAUUGGGAGGGCAGGCAGAGGAGACAGGUAACUGCUGAGCCCGGCCAAGUUAACAUGCAAAUUUGAACCUUUUUCCAAAUACAGACAUUAAUGAAAUGUGUCUGUAUUUCAGAUAAAAAGCAUCUCAGUCUCACUUACUAGAAAAUGGUCUGGAGAUCCCAAACUUCCCAUGGGAGAGAAAGGUAGUAAUAGAAGUACCACGACUUGGAUUAGUUGUACACUGUGUCAUGGGAUUGGGUAGCUAAAAGUUAAUGUAAAAUAGGAACAUCCAGAUCUUACAGCUUCCAUCAUCUGGAAGUAGUACAGCUGCUCAAUGAAGGUUCUGGGGCUUCACACCCACCUUCCUGUCACUGCGAUCAGUUCCAUCAAAUAUCUUGGUCUAAAAUAAUCACAGGAAAGUCAGUGGUUAUCAUUGUUACUAAACUCCAUUGCAACCAUUUCUGCAAUGGAAAAAUGUUACUGUAUUACAAACAAAAUGACUCAACUCUGAUAUAUUAUGUAACUUUGAAGCUGGGCAUUUAGUUUGUCAUCUGAAAUGCUGCUUUUAAUAGUAAUACUAUAAAAUAUAUCGAAGCAAUGACAUGUAAACAUAGUUGUGUGUGUGUGUGUGUGCGUGUGUAAAAUUUGCUGUGCCUCACCAAACUCUUGUAUGUUUGACCUGUUUCUCUAUGCGGGAUGCUUCUGCUUUGGCAAGGAAAAGAAGCCUGGCACACUGUAUAGAUGUGGCAUAUUUAACAGAUUAGGACAAAGGAUAAUUAUACUGAGCAUAUUUUCUGUUUAAAACCAAAACCCCAGUGGCUUCUCAUUUUAUGUUGUUUUCUUCUUUCUCUCUGUUCAGUUCAGAGCACUGAAGCAAUUUGUUCUUCAGGAGUCCCUGAAAUCCAUUGUUUCUGACAAGGAACAGGAAUUUAUUAAACAUUUGGCUUAUGCCUUCUGUAGGAGUCAGCGUGAUGGGGAGGAGGUGUGGCACCUUCUGAAGGCACAGCCUUCAGGUGGGGCAGUGGCAGGUAGCAGGUGUGGUGGCUUCCCUUGCUGUGGCUGCCCAAAGCUUUGAGCUGAGAGCUUUCCUCAACUGAGUGCCCAUUUCAUUAGUCUUUCUCCUGACAAGAAAUCUGGAAGUCAGCACAUGCUGAGAAGAAUCUGCCGUUUCUGAUGAAUAAAUACGCAGAGAUCUGUGCGUAUCAGUGGUGCGCUCUUCAAGAAUCUGUUUUGUUUUCUUUCCGUGCUGGUCAGGGAAACAACUAUUUUAGAAGCCUAUAGAGAAGUGGUGUUAGCUGUGCGUGUCUGUAGUAUCUGUGGGGACAGAAUGUGGAUACUGAGUUGGAGUUCUUGCAUUUGAGCUAGUUAAUGAGCAGUUUGCUCGGAGACUGCCAGUGACCAGCCUUCCUUUGCACCUCUCCCCUUGUGUGUCAUGAUGGCAGCACUUCCUCGGGCAGUCAGGGCUGUGCAAAGAGGAGUGUAAAGCCUUGGGUUUUGGUCUGGGAUCAGCAUGGUGGUGGUGGCAGCACCUUGGUGUUCCAGGAAUGCAGGUGUUUCCUGCAAGGCUUUACGCCGCAGUUCUGUCCAACCCUUGUCCUGCUGUUUGGGUUGGGAAGUUGAAGCAAGUGAGCUGAAGGAUGUGGUAGGAUUCCUUAUAGAGGAAUGAAAUGCCUUUUUAGGUGUGUUGGCUCAUUUGUUUUUGCAAUUACUUGUUUUGCUUUGGGAUUUCAGUGGUUGAAAGAUAAAUGUAGUGAGAGAAGAUAAAAGAGGAGCAUGUUUUUUCAUCCCUGCAAGAGCUUUGACUGUGCUUUCAGACGAGCUGGCUGCUGUUGUCCAGUACAUGUGAAUAUUUUGGCCAGUGUUGGAAGCACCACCUCAGCAGCUUUGUUCUUAAGGGACAGGUUCAACUUCCAGUUUGUUUUGUUUUAUGUUUACUGUGGGAAUUUGUUCUGGGGGGUGGGAUUUCUGCAUAAUAUUGAAAGGGCGCUGAGCUAGGGGCAUGUUGUACAAGAGUCCUGUUUAAAGGGCACUGAAUGUUCAUCGUGUUAAGUAGAAUUUCUAGACAGAUGGCUACAAUUAAUGUAAAAUACUAAAGCACCACUCGAUAUGUGGAUGUAAUUAUUUCAGUGGUCCAAUACUUUAGCAUGGAUUACAUGUUACCAGAGCCAACAGUGGAGUCACAGUGAAGAGUUUCUGAAUUCAGGAGAGAGAGCACAGCUUUCUCAAAACAAUUACCUUUUUCCAUGAAAAAAUACAUAUAUAUUGAAAUGUGUCAUUUAAAUAUCUAAAUAUUUGCAUUCUAAUAAGCUGCUAGGAUAGGCUUGUUCAGAGCCUUGAAGUGAACUAACAGGUCUCCAGGUUGCAUAGAAAGUCAACAUUGCUGCACAUUGCAGGGCAGGGUGGGGCUGUGCUGCUCUCAGGUGGAUGUGGAUGUGAGUCUUCCACCAAAGUUUUAAUGUAAAUGGUUUCAGUGAACUUCCAGGAUGUCUUUUUUUGUAGAACUUAAGUUAUGUAAAAUGCAACAUAUUUUAGAACAGUUGUUUGGUUUUUUUUUUGAAUAGGCAGAUGUGAAAGACAUGCAUGAUACCUCUGAACAGGGAAUUUUCAAGAGAAAACACUUAAUAACAAACCAAUUGAAAUUAUUGCUUGCUUUAUCCUUAAGUGUUAUCCAGAAUGCCAGGAUUUUCAGUACAUCAGAUGUUUUCCUGCAAGUUUGCUGAAGUGGAGCUGUGUUGUGUCAGAUAGAGGUGUAAAAAAAACUGGGCAGAACAAUCUCGGUCCUUCUCGAGUGCUCUGAUGGGGGAGGGAGAGGGAGGUGACAUAAGAGAGUCAUAGAAUUAUUAAGGUUGGAAAAGACCAGUAAGAUCAUCUAGUCCAACUGUAGCACCACCAGGCCUGCUAUGCUGUGUCCUUAAAAUAGUACUUUCUCUUGUUAUUAGUAUCUCUUUGUGAUUCUCAAUAGAAAAUGGUUUGGUAUCUGGUUAAACAUGAAUAAAAACUUCAGAAGGAAAGCAUUGCUGUACUUCACUUCAAAUGAAGUGAACAUGGGUAAUAUUUUGUGCCUUCCUCACACCCUUCCCAGGCCCAUUCUAUAACCAGAGAGUGCUCUUAGAGCUGUGAAAGGUUGAGUUAAGAUGAGGUUGGAUGCUUAUGCUCUUUCUGUGCCAAUAAAUGUCUUCCUUUUCCUAACUAAGGUUGUAUUUAAUUCUAUGAAAAAAACUUUAAUGCCACUUAUUGUGAUUAUGUUCAAAUUCAACUUACUGUAGCCUACAGUAAUUCAGUUCAUGAGCCUUUCUGUACAGUUAUUAAACUAUCAAAAAGUUGUGGUUUUGAGUACUUUGAUGUAGGAAUUCCAUGGUAGUCUAUAAAACAUUGAAAUGGUAUUUUUUUAUUCAGACUCAUUCUAAACUACCAGAAAGCAUGUUUUAAAUAAUCUGUUAUUCACUUACAGCUGCCAAAACGUAGUACAGUGAAAUAAUGGUCUUCUAGCCUGCUAAGCAACUGUCCAGCUUCCACAAUGCCUGUGCAGGCAGCUCAGUGGACAGAAUUUCUGUCCUGCCCAAUCUGCUACAACGAGUUUGAUGAGAAUGUGCACAAACCCAUCAGCUUAGGUUGCUCUCACACUGUCUGUAAGACCUGCCUGAACAAGCUUCAUCGCAAGGCAUGUCCUUUCGACCAGACUGCCAUCAAUACAGACAUCGAUGUGCUUCCUGUAAACUUUGCACUUCUCCAGUUAGUUGGAGCCCAGGUACCUGAUCAUCAGACAGUAAAGUUGAGUAAUGUAGGAGAGAACAAACAUUAUGAAGUAGCAAAGAAAUGUGUUGAGGAUUUGGCACUCUACUUAAAGCCAUUAAGUGGAGGAAAAGGUGUUGCUAGCUUGAAUCAGAGUGCACUGAGCCGUCCAAUGCAAAGGAAGCUUGUGACACUGGUGAAUUGUCAGCUGGUAGAGGAAGAAGGUCGAGUUAGAGCUAUGAGAGCAGCUCGAUCGCUGGGCGAGAGAACCGUUACAGAAUUGAUCUUGCAGCACCAAAAUCCUCAGCAGCUUUCUGCCAAUCUUUGGGCUGCUGUCAGGGCACGAGGAUGUCAGUUUCUAGGGCCAGCUAUGCAAGAGGAGGCACUGAAACUUGUAUUACUGGCACUGGAAGAUGGCUCCGCACUCUCAAGAAAAGUUCUGGUACUUUUUGUGGUGCAAAGGCUAGAACCAAGAUUUCCUCAGGCCUCUAAAACAAGCAUUGGUCAUGUUGUGCAGCUACUGUAUAGAGCAUCAUGCUUUAAGGUCACUAAAAGGGAUGAAGAUUCUUCUCUGAUGCAACUUAAAGAAGAGUUUCGGAGUUAUGAGGCUUUGAGGAGAGAACAUGAUGCCCAAAUUGUUCACAUUGCCAUGGAAGCAGGACUUCGAAUAUCACCAGAACAGUGGUCUUCCCUUCUUUAUGGUGACUUGGCACAUAAAUCUCACAUGCAAUCCAUUAUUGACAAGCUCCAAUCUCCAGAGUCUUUUGCAAAGAGCGUGCAAGAAUUGACGAUCGUCUUGCAGCGCACAGGUGAUCCUGCAAACUUAAACAGGCUGAGACCUCAUUUAGAGCUCCUGGCAAACAUAGACCCAAAUCCAGAUGCAGCAUCUCCAACAUGGGAGCAGCUGGAAAAUGCAAUGGUGGCUGUAAAGACGGUGGUACAUGGGCUGGUGGAUUUCAUUCAGAAUUACAGUAGAAAAGGCCACGAAACUCCACAGCCACAACCAAAUAGCAAAUACAAAACAAGUAUGUGCCGAGACCUUCGACAACAAGGGGGAUGUCCAAGAGGAACCAACUGUACAUUUGCUCAUUCUCAGGAAGAGCUUGAAAAGUAUCGCUUGAGGAACAAAAAAAUCAGUGCAACAGUGAGAACAUUCCCCCUUCUAAAUAAAGUUGGCGUUAAUAGCACCGUCUCAACCACUACAGGAAGCGUAAUUUCUGUCAUAGGAAGCCCUGAAGCAACAGGAAAGAUGGUGCCAAGUACUAAUGGAAUAGCUAAUCUAGAAAGUGGUGUUCCCCAGUUGAUUCCUCGCUGUGCAGACACCUCCUUAAGAGCUUUGGAGAACACCAAGAAGGCAGGGAAGAGCGGAGCCAAUGGCCAGAAUGUUUCUGGAUCCCCUACAGAAUCACUACCUGAGAAUAAAAUUGGUUCUCCACCCAAGACUCCUGUAAGCCAGGCAGCAGCUACCUCAGCUGGUCCUCCUAAUAUUGGAACAGAAGUGAAUUCUGUGCCUCCAAAAUCCAGCCAGUUUGUUCCCAGAGUACCUGUUUACCCUCCACAUUCUGAUAACGUUCAGUAUUUCCAAGAUCCCAGAACUCAGCUGUCGUAUGAAGUUCCGCAGUACCCACAGACAGGAUACUAUCCACCACCUCCAACAGUACCAGCUGGCGUGGCUCCCUGUGUUCCUCGAUUUGUGAGGUCCAAUAAUGUUCCAGAAUCCACCCUCCCACCUGCUUCCGUGCCAUAUGCCGAUCAUUACAGUACGUUUCCACCUCGAGAUCGACUGAAUUCUCCUUACCAACCUCCUCCUCCGCAGCCGUAUGGACCAGUUCCUCCCGUCCCUUCUGGAAUGUAUGCUCCAGUUUAUGACAGCAGACGCAUCUGGCGCCCACAGAUGUACCCACGGGAUGAUAUUAUUAGGAGCAAUUCUUUACCUCCCAUGGAUGUGAUGCACUCAUCUGUCUAUCAGACAUCAUUACGUGAGAGAUACAACUCUUUGGAUGGCUAUUACUCCGUGGCUUGUCAACCUCCAAAUGAACAGAGGACUGUGCCUUUACCAAGGUUCUCUGAGAGUGUCAGUGAUUUGAGUGGAACUAAAUUUGAGGAAGAUCAUCUCUCUCACUAUUCACCGUGGUCUUGUGGCACUAUUGGCUCUUGUAUAAAUGCUAUCGACUCAGAGCCCAAGGAUGUGAUUGCCAAUUCAAAUGCCGUGUUAAUGGAUUUGGACAGCGGGGAUGUUAAAAGGAGAGUGCAUUUAUUUGAAACUCAGAGAAGGGCAAAGGAAGAAGAUCCUAUAAUCCCAUUUAGUGAUGGACCGAUCAUUUCCAAGUGGGGUGCAAUCUCCAGGUCAUCCCGCACGGGUUAUCACACAACAGAUCCAAUUCAGGCCACUGCUUCCCAAGGAAGUGCAACUAAGCCCAUCAGUGUAUCAGAUUAUGUUCCUUAUGUCAAUGCUGUUGACUCAAGAUGGAGUUCUUAUGGCUCAGAUUCAGCUUCAUCAGCACGUUAUGCAGAACGGGACAGAUUCAUAGUUACAGAUUUGUCUGGUCACAGAAAGCAUUCCAGCACUGGAGAUCUAUUAAGUAUUGAAUUACAGCAGGCCAAAAGUAACUCAUUGUUACUUCAGAGAGAGGCAAAUGCACUAGCCAUGCAACAGAAGUGGAAUUCUCUAGAUGAAGGCAGUCGACUUACCUUAAAUCUUUUAAGCAAGGAAAUUGAUUUGAGGAAUGGUGAGACUGAUUAUAGUGAAGACUGUGCCGAUACAAAGCCAGAUCGAGACAUCGAACUGGAGCUGUCUGCCCUUGACACAGAUGAACCUGAUGGGCAGGGUGAACAAAUAGAAGAGAUUCUGGAUAUACAGCUAGGUAUCAGUUCUCAAGAUGAUCAGCUGCUCAAUGGAACAACUGUAGAGAAUGGGCAUCCACUAAAGCAGCACCAGAAAGAAUCUAUGGAACAGAAGAGACAAAGUUUAGGUGAAGACCUUGUGAUUCUGGAGGAGCAGAAAACAAUCCUGCCCGUAACUUCUUGCUUCAGUCAGCCGAUCACAACAUCUGUUAGCAAUGCAAGCUGCCUGCCCAUCAGCACAUCAGUCAGUGUUGGCAGCCUCAUUUUGAAAACUGCUCACAUUAUGUCUGAGGAUAAAAAUGACUUUUUAAAGCCUGUUGCAAAUGGCAGGAUGGUUAACAGCUGAAAGGCAUUCAUCUUUCCAGCUUGUGACCACACCGUGGAAGCAUUUACACUAGCUUUUUAUAUAUAUAAUAUAUAUUAUAUAAUGUAUAUUUUUUUUAAAGAAUAAUAUUGGGGUCAUGCAUUUCCUGUGGACUCUUUGAUACUUCAAGCCCCUCUCGCAUUAGCAUUCUGAAGAAAAAAACUUACUUUACUAGGGUAAGGCGUUCACUUUCCACAGAUGAAUGGAAUUUGGACAUUGUUUUACUUAAGCUUAAAGCAGCUUUUUAUGAGUUUGUAGCAAUCCGGUGCGGUAUCUGAGCCAUUCUUGUUUAAAAUGGCUUCUGUAGAAAACUAACAACUCAGUUAUUUAAACUAGCAGGAUCCUACGAUGAUACAUCUAGUGAAAGGAAGACUAACUUAUUUGUCUCUAUUUUGUUUCAUGAGAGAAGAACUUGUGUCUUGUUGCAGCUGCUUUUUCCUUAGUUACGGAACUUUGCAUGGAGUAUUGUUUCCUGAUUGAAGACUGAGAGGUGGGGAUUUGGACUUGAGACUUUUUACAGGGUUAACACACCAUUAGCUUUGCACUGCUGCGUUAUUUGCAGGUCUGUGGUGCAGUGCUUUGCUGCAGCGUUUUGUUUCCAUUUCUCCUCCCCGUGCACAUACAUACACACACACGCACACACACAUUUCUGUUUUAGUACUGUAGAUACACACGUACACAGGCUACUUGUCCAAGUAAAGUUACCAGAAGUAAACCAAGUGCCUAAGUCCUCCAGCUAACGUACUAGGUAUUGAUCUCCCAAGUUAUACAGAAAACAAUUUUCAGUCAUAUUGAGAGGUUAUGCACUAAUGUAACAGCAGUUUGUUCUUUUUUUUUUAUUAAUGGUUCUCAACUUGCAGAUUAUAGAAUCCAGAUGACUUGGCAAAAAGUAUCAGGUGCUCUUUGCUUUCCUUUGAAAACCCUGUAUGUAGUGUUUGCACUGACUAACAAGAUGGUAUUGCUGUUUUUGUACUGUUUUGUUUUUAAUUUAAACUAAAUAUUGGGAAUUUAAGGCAGUUAUUACCUUUUAUUUAGUGUUGUUAAUCAUAAUUUUAUAUUCAGGUUUAAUUUUUGCUUGUUCGGUGGCAACUUAUUUUGAAAGACUUUGAAAAUAACAAUAAUAUAGCAUUAUCUGACCUUUAGAGCUCUGAAAAGCGUAUGAAUUUAUGCCCUGUAAGAUGUGACUGAGAAUCAUGUUAGACAUGUCAGCUGAAGAUAGGGUUUUUUUUGUGUUUUUUUUUUCCAUAAAUGCACACGAAGUAGAGCCCUGGGCAUAUGUUUGUUUGGUUUUUAAGAAGCUUUUAAUCAGCUUCUUUUUUUUAAAGAAAGCAGGACUCUCCCUCCUGAUUAUUACCAUCUUGUUUGUCCUCUUACUUUUCUUUGUGACAAGUUUUACUUUUUUGUUUGUUUGUUUUAUUAACUUCUGUGAAGUUGUUUACUCUGAAAAUUGUACUGGAAUAUUUUAAGCCAAGCUGAUCUUUCACCAGGUGUACUGCAUGUAAGGGCUUUUCCUGCUAGCAAAAUGCUUAAAGAGGAUCAUGUUACUGGUCGUCUGAGUUGUUAUUUUACAAAAUCACAGCUAUGUGGUCGGGUAAGAUUUUGAUAACUGUUUUGUGCACGUUUCUGGGGGGUGGGGGUUGGCAUUUCCCUGAGGGUUACUGAUUAGACUAAGUAAAUAUUGGUGUUUGAUAUCUCUCCUAAUGAACCUGUCCAUGAAAUAAUUAUGUUGUAAAUAUACCUGAAAAUCAAGGGUUAGUUUUGAUAUUCUGGUGUCAGUAUGGAAGAUCUUACACAUCUACUUAAUACUCAAAUGUUAAGGAAUGUAUGUAGAAAAACAGUCAAGUAGUCUUUUAGUUUCCUUUGGCUGUUGCUGUACCUUCCUAUAGCCAGUGCCACCUCAUAGCUAGGGUUAGAUCGAUGCUUUGUUUCACUUGCAACUCAAAGUGAAUGGAUACAAGAACCAGACCACCUUUGUCACCUUAAUUUAUUUCCUAUUGAUGUUAAACUUAACUUAGAAUGUUAGACAUAAAUAUGAUUGUUGUAUAUUUUAUACCAAGACCAUUCUGUAAAUACGAAUUUAUAUUACUUUUGAAAUGCUUCUGAGAUACUAUUAUUUGCUGUACAAUGUAAUUCCAAAACAGAUAUGCAAACAAGUAUGUCUCUUUCAUGGAUAUUUAAACAGUGAGAUCUUCCAUGUUGAAGGUGAUGUAAUUUUUUUAAAAGAUUUUUAAAUUUUAAAUUGCUAUUUUGUUACAAAAAUAGAGAAAAUAUAAAGGUUUGAGAAGUCCUUAUUUGCCCUCAGGGAAAGAGCCCUCUGUGCACCAGAACUCCACAGAACAUCUUCAGCAUGAUCUGAGGGUGAAUAUAUACUACAUAAAUUGAUUGUGUAUUUACCUUAACUUUUUAAUUUUAAAAUUGCAGUUUUAAAAACUUGGUUGUGCUCUGCUGGAGGGGGAUUGGAAUAAGCUGCUUACACACAUUUGCCUGUUUGUCCAGUGAAGUUACAUAAGCCUAACAUAUUCCUGCCAACCAUAUUGGCAUAUAUAAGAACAAAUGUAUCUAUAUACUCUUGCCUGCAGCAGGAGGUCCCAUGAUAUAGUAGUUCUCUAGGAUGACCAUAUACUUUAUAUGGAGAGUUGGUUCUUAACUGAGACUAGUUAUUUUCUUGAAUUUUUAAUGUAGAGAAUGACAGGCAAAAGAAUUACCUGGGCAUUUAAAUAGCAUGCCAGCUUUUGUCUUACAGUUCUAACACUGACUGUGUGAUUUUUGCCAUGAAACUAUGCCCUCCAGUGCCCUGACAAGUAGAAGCUACAGGUGGGAACCCAGUUCUGGCUUUCUUCUUGGUGGAGUUUCAUCCCUUGACCCUAUGAACAAGUAUGUAUUCAUUUGUCUAGUUGCAAAUCAGGUGCCUCUGGGCUAUGGAAGGGCUUACUUUCUGACACUGAGAUAUAAUUACUAAUUUUUGUGCAUUAAUAGCAGUGGUUCCCAUUUAGCUUUUGGCCUAAGAUACCUUUGCUGUCAAGAAGAAAAAA